This is a messenger RNA of Penicillium antarcticum, 228 nucleotides long. RefSeq lists its product as uncharacterized. The transcript has a single exon. The record is from RefSeq and is a predicted model, not a curated record. NCBI's taxonomy places the organism in Eukaryota, Fungi, Ascomycota, Eurotiomycetes, Eurotiales, Aspergillaceae. Bases 1 to 228 code for a protein of 75 amino acids.
AUGUCAAUAGCGAAAUUUACCCAGCGAAUAACAGCCCGCUCACAGGACAAGUACGCGCAGGGUACGUCGAUAAAGAUCUCGAUACCCGAGAAUGAGCCAAAGUCGCUUUAUAAGGCGAUGUGGCUGUCGAUCGCAGGAACCGGCGACUUGGAACGCAACGGGCAAGUGUCAUCCACGCGGAUGCCAUUCCUGGAAGGUGUCUCUCGCCAGAAGCCGACAGCCCCCUGA